AUGGCAACAUCUAAGUUUCGAUUCUGCAGCAAACAGACGAAGUGAAAACUGUAAAAACGGAAGUGAACCUGAAGCUGUUGAUAUAUCGCUGAUGUUUAUAGUUACUCUGAGACCUCCAGGUUAACUAACUGUGUGAAGUGAAGUCUGUGCUGCUGAUGUCUGGAACGAUCUGCAGUUUUUUCUCUUCUCUUUAUAUGAGAAACCCCUACUUUGGAAUGAGAGGCCUCAGCAACUACCAUCUGUCCUGCUGUGUGAACACGCUGCUCCAGACCUUCUCUGCUACCUGGGAAAUAGGAGACCUACUAGACAAGUGGGAAGCAGCUGGCGUGAGAGAUUACGGUGGUAACGUCCCGCUGCAGCUAAAGAAAGUCCUCACGGCCAUGAAGAGUGACCACCCUGAGCCUGCUCCCCAUUUGGACUUCCUCCACUCUCUGGACAGGAACUGCUUACGACUUAGUAUACAGCAUGAUGCUGACGAGGUGUUCCUCUCCAUCCUGAACCUCCUGCAACAGCAGAUGGAUAACAAACCUCUGGCUCUUGAAAUCCAGAAUCUGUACAAGAUUCCUGUGGAGACGUACCUGCAGUGUUUAGAGUGCAGCUCCGUCCAGACUCUGAGCAGCUUCCUGCUCAGCCUGCCUCUGCGUGUGAAAGAAGAUCACGAUUCUCUGGAGGACUGCAUGACCUCUUUCUUUGAGCAUCAGGAGCUGAGGGGCAUAAAUUGCUGCUUUUGUGAACAAUGUGAAAGGAAGACUCCAUCUAAACAGGGUGUCAAACUGCUCUCCCUGCCUCAGAUCUUGUGCGUGCAUCUGAAAAGAUUUCGGAAUAGCCGCGGUUCCACCCGGAAACUUGAUUGCAGGGUUACUUUUCCAGAAACAUUUGACUUCUCUGAGACUCACAAAGACGCGUUCUCCUCAGACUUUUCCCAGAAUGACUGCAAGUACACGCUGCAUGCAGUGGUAGUGCACUCUGGAUAUGCAAUGUUUGGGCACUAUACUGCCUACGUUCGCCACAGGGGGAACCAGCGCUGGUACUACGCAGAUGACAGCCACGUACGACAGGCCUCCUGGGAAGACGUGACGAGAACAUAUGGAGGACAUGGCAGAGCCACAGCAUACAUGUUAAUGUACAGAAGAGGUUCGAAAGAGGAGGGACAACAACCUGAACUUUCCGGCUGAGUGGGUGUACGCAGAUGAAUUAUACCUGGGGUCAUGGUGCAAUAUAUUGGAUUAACAUAAAAACUACAUGAAUUUUAAGGAGUAUAACUUAUUUACUUUUCAUAAUUUAGUAUAUCUUUUGAUUGUAUUGUACGUGGUGAAGGGUUUUAAAUAGGACUGUCAAAUUUAAGGUGAUAAUAACACGUUAACAUUCAUUGAUUUUAACGCCACUAAUUUCUUAAUGCAUUAACUCAAUCAAUCUUUCAGAGGUUGUAGCAGGCACGAUUUUAAAAAACCUAAGGAAUCCAUCAAUACCA
Messenger RNA from Sebastes umbrosus (honeycomb rockfish), 1471 nucleotides. It is a transcript of the gene usp18, whose product is annotated as ubiquitin specific peptidase 18. The record is from RefSeq and is a predicted model, not a curated record. Bases 156 to 1175 code for a protein of 339 amino acids. Gene Ontology annotation, cellular component: cytosol; nucleus. Gene Ontology annotation, molecular function: cysteine-type endopeptidase activity; cysteine-type deubiquitinase activity. Gene Ontology annotation, biological process: protein deubiquitination. The transcript has 11 exons. Lineage: Eukaryota; Metazoa; Chordata; Actinopteri; Perciformes; Sebastidae.